Molecule: messenger RNA, 3299 nt
Organism: Phytophthora nicotianae INRA-310
Lineage: Eukaryota; Oomycota; Peronosporomycetes; Peronosporales; Peronosporaceae
Exons: 1
Coding region: 40-3207 (1055 amino acids)
Source: RefSeq, a predicted model, not a curated record
CUAAUCUGCCAAGCAACAGGCACAUUUGGAGUCGGCAAUAUGUCUAGUGCUCCGGACUACUGCGGCUGGGGCGCCAAGCAAGGCAGCAAAGUGCGCACGUGGAAGAACCGCUACUUCGUUCUACGUGGGCGAGAGCUGGUCUAUUAUUCUGGAGCCAAAAGCGACGGUAGCGGCGAUGGGGUUGGCGAGAAGGGUCGUCUCAAAGUACGCAAUGUGGACUAUUCGCCCGACCGAAAGAACGGACUGUUCAUUCAUGGAGAAGGUAAAGACCUCAAAAUGACGACGGCCAGUGCACAAGAGAGUCGCGUGCUGUUCCGUAAGAUCAAAGAAGCAGUUGGGGAGCAGGGGACGAGUUUUAGGAUGUCACAGACUCAACCGAAAAUUGCCAAGAAGUCCGUGGAAAAAGAAGGUUGGUUGCUCAAAGAGGAGCCACAAUUGCAGGCUUGGAAGAGACGUUAUGUCAUGCUCAGUGGUAGGACAGUCGAGUUCUGCGCUCAUCGGAACGCGGUGCCAAUUGAUUCGCUGACACUGAUGAAAGUGAAGGCUGAUGAGACUAGUCCUCUGUCACUGGGACUCAUUGGAAAAGGAGGAAAAGUGGUUCAUGUGGCAGCGGACACGAGAGAAGAGAUCGAGGGCUGGGAUCGAGCUCUUGCGGCAGCUAUUGGCCAACCGUUGGCACUGCGUCAAGUGAUGAAAGUGCAAGAAGAAGUUGGAAAUCAAGAAUUGGAGACAGUGAGUGAUACAGAUUUGGUCGCUCGGAAAUACUCGACUGCAGUAUGCGAAGGUUGGUUGGAGAAGCUUGGACAACACAGCAAAGUAUGGAAGAAGCGGUAUAUGUCACUGGCGAAUGGGAUGCUGGAGUAUCGCAAAGGACCCAUGGAACAGCUAUCGGCAGAGCUUUAUGUGGCGGACGUCAGAUACAGCAGUGAACACUCCGAUGCUCUGGAGAUCAAAUUUGGCUCAGAUAAAUCGCGUUCUAACGGUGAUACCAUCUGCGUCAGGGCAGAAUCCGUUCGAGAGCUAGACAAGUGGAUGAAUGCGCUCUGUGCUGCUAUUGGCAAACCGCCGUUGCAACCGGUUGAUGGAAAUUUAGAGCCUUCAUCUCCAAUGAGUAGCAGAUCGAGCGAAGAUCGACAAAGCAAGCAUCAGCUACCACCAUUCCCAAGAAACGUGUUGCAUUCUCAAGACAGCGAUAGGUCCUCGAGUAACACACAGCCGUCAACUCCAGCCAACACUGAUCGCUCCUCUGCCAACCAAGUCACAGUCUCUGCAGCUACAAACCGCAUUAAACGGGGAUGGUUGUACGAACAAGGCGACGCAGCAUCUUCCUGGAAGUUGCGAUACUUUGUGCUUCAUGGAAAUACUCUCCAGCACUACAAACAUGUCAACGGAACAUCCGAAACUCUUGGUAACGUGACCAGUGUUACCCGCAACCUCAAGUCAUCGGGAUCUCUAUGUAUUCAAUUUGAAGAAGGCAGCACUCUCAGCGUGUAUGGUGAAACGAAAGCCGACACCGAGGCGUGGUAUGCUUCUCUGUGCAAAGCAUCCUGGAGCGCAGCAGAGAAUCCACCGGAAAGGAUGUCAAAUUCCAACCAAGAAGAAGAACUCCACGAAGACAAUGGUUUCCGAGGGUGGCUAUUGAAGAAAGGACAGAACUUCAAGACCUGGAAACGACGCUACUUCGUGCUUGAAAGCAGCCGACUUGCCUACAGUGCGAGCGCUGAUAGCGAAGUUUUGGGCUCUGGUGUGGUAUUCGAAGUUGAUGUGGGGAAUCUCCGCCCAUUUUGCCUCAAUAUUCGCUUCCAAAAUGGUCGAAUGCUUUAUGUUGUGGCUCCAACUCACGAAGCGUUCUCGAAGUGGUUCGAUGUGCUUAGGAGAGCGUCCAACCUGGCUGAGUCGUUCUUGUCUCAAAGUAAUGGGACAGCUGUGUUUGACGAAGAAUUCGACAAUGAUAUUGGUGAGAACGCGAAUGAUGUGGAUGUGGAGUUUACAGAAGAGGACUAUGCUGAGUACGAAAGAUCUCUGCGUGAUGGUGAAGGGCCCUCGUUGUGGAUUGCAGCCAUGCAGAAUAAGCCCGAGUACGAUGCACUCAGCUCGUCGGCUUCCGAACAAGACGAUCAACAAGUGGUCGAGGAACGCAAUUCUACUGAUCUAAUUCCUCGAAAUGAGUCACAAGGAUGUGUCGGGUGGUUGAAGAAGGAAGGCGGAAAAGUUAAGAGUUGGAAGAGGCGGUAUUUCACUCUUUAUGGUUCGAAGCUGAGCUACUACAAGAGCGAGAAGGGAUCUCUACUACGCUCCGUAAGCGUCAUUAACGUUGAGCCACAUCCAUCGGUCUCACUGGGUUUGACAGUAUCUACUGUUGGUGGUCGAAAGUUGAUUGUACAGGCUGAGUCGAAUGGAGAGUUCAACAAAUGGCUCAAUGCUAUCCAAGAAGCUGUGGCAGAAGCAAGCGAGAGAAAUUCGACAGGGAUUGAAAUUCCAAUGAUGAACAUGGUUAUAGACCACAGAUCAAGUGAGGACUUGCAAUCCUUUGCAAGUCACAGUGGUUGGCUGCAGAAAGAAGGUCAGCGGUUCAAGACAUGGAAAAGGCGCUACUUUACUUUGAAAAAUAGCGCCUUGAUCUACUACAGCGAGAUCGGUGGCGUGGCACGCGGUCAUGGCAUGGUGAAAGGUGUGCAUCAGGACACCAAGCCACUUACUCUUGUGAUUGAGUUCCGUAGUGGCAAGACGAUGCGUGUGACGGCAGCAAGUGAAGCGGAGAAGAACUCGUGGCUCCAAGCCUUGUCACGAGGUCGUACUUCCAGUAGUACAACCGCUGUCUCGGAUAUUACCGAUGAUGUUGUCGACUCUGAGAGUGAAGAUGAAGAUCAGGAACGCGCAGCUCGCAUUAGUCGAUUCAAUUCUAAGGAUUAUAUCAACGACACAAUUACGAACGACACGCUCAUGCGACUUCGUGAUGAAGAAGGAGAGGGGGCAAUACUGGAACCUGGUGCUGGUGCGGUUAACACUUCUCGCUCUUUCAAGGGAGAACUAACAUUUGACGAAGAAGAAGAAAAGGAAGACAUGGGACUCAGCACCACUGGAGCAGAUUACUAUCGCAAACUACUAGCUGAAGAAGAACGAGUCCAGCAACAGCGAUCAGAUGAAAAGCUAGCUAAAGGAGAACCUCCAAUUACCGGAUGCGCACCUUGCUGCACGGUGAUGUAGGAAAGGAACAUCUUCUACAUUUACAACUCUGUACCCUAGAUAAAUGCACGUCUAGCUUUAGACAACAUCCUUGUAUUUUAGAUCUUUUUUUG